AAAAGCUGAGAGGGAACGUGCAGUCCCUCGCCUCGACUCGUUUUGCCACUAGCCUAUAACUUCCCUAUUUCUAGUCAGUAGUAGGUUUUGUUUGUUUUGUUUUUUUAAUCAUAUGGUUUGCAGGGGCGUGAAGGGGGCGUGACUUUUUCCCGUUUAUACAAAAAAAAAAAAGUUUUGAUCGCCACUGAGUCGGAUCCUACAGUGUGUCGUCGCGCCACAGCUUCGCUCCAGCUGUAAUCCCGGUAUUUCCAACAGUCCACGAAAGCCGCAUCGUGCGGUCGGUCCACCCCUACCAGGAAGACGAGGAGGACCCCGGGGGACACGGUUUAGGCGACGCGUGCUGCAUCGCUGUGGCCCACAUGACAUCAAGUUUGGUCAUUCCAUGGGAUUUCCCCCCCCUCGUGAAUCACCCUAAUACAGGAACAGAGGUCAAGAGGCCAGGAAAGGAGGGGAUCCUUCCAUUCCAGGCGACAGCAGCGUUUUACCAGCAUGGACAGUCAGGCGGUGGGGGGCCUUCUGGGAGAGUGCCUCAGGGCGGCGGCGGCGGCGGCGGCGGCUCCACGGUCCACCCGACCCACCGAGGCCCAACGGCUGAGCCACUGCAGCUGCAGAGACUCUCUGUGUGCAGAACUGGCCUCUCUCCUGCAGGAGGCAAUGGAGAUGAAGUGGCCCUUCGUGCCCGAGAAGUGGCAGUACAAGCUGGCAGUCAGUGCCAGUGACAAAACCAACCUUGGUGACCUCAUCAGCAAGCACCUACCUCAGCUACUGGCUGUUUUAAAGGCAUCCAUCGAGGCUCAGGAAGCACGCACAGCAAUGGCAGUGGUCUUCUUAGUGGACCGUUUCCUCUACUGGAUGGACGAGUCCAGCAGGCUGCUAAGGAUCACCAAGCUGCUCCACAGAUGCAACCCUGACAUCCCUGUGGCUCCUCAGCUGGUCAUACGACAGGCCAGGGUCUACCUCAACUCUGGCAAACUGCAGAAGGCAGAAUACAUCCUGAGCAGCCUGAUUAACAAUAGCGGGGCCACAGGUUGUUGGAUGUACCACUCUGAAAGUGACAGGGCUCUUGUGCAGGCCGUUAGCGUUCAGGUGCGUGGAAUGAUUUUGCAAAAGCUAGGCCUGUGGCUAGGGGCUGCAGAGUUAAUCUGGGCUUCUCUGGUCGGCUACUACUCACUUCCUCAACCUGAUAAAAAGGGCAUUGGAACAUCUCUUGGCGUACUGGCCAACAUAUUGAUGUCUAUGAAUGAUGAGGACUUCCACGCUUUUAGGACUAAUCCAGAUAUUGAAUUGCAGUCCUUACUAGGGGACGGGAGUCAUCGUCUUCUCUCAGCAGCCCAGGCAGCAAAGAUGGCGGUGGUAUACUCCCAGUAUACUUCACUCUAUGUGUUGACCAAUGUGGCAGCUCAAGGGACCUGCUUCUUAUCAUACAGUUUUUCAGUGGAGUGCCCUGACUCUCAAAGACAGCCUUUCCUCCUCCAGGCUAGAGAGGCAUUUGCAAUUGGCUUGCUCACCAAAGCAGAGGGCGAGCAGGUCACCAGCAAGCAGGAGCUUCACACCUUCCUCAAGGCUGCCUAUUCCCUUACUGUCGCUCACAAAUGGCUUGGCACUCCUCAGGACGUUGUGAUGCAGGCGACACAAGCUUGUCAAAAAGCUUUAGCCGAUUUCUAUGAUUACUGUCAUGCAGAUAACCAAGACAAAGAUAGCCUCUGUGCUGAGAUCAUGCAUCUGGUUGCCCAAGUCAAACUUCUGUUGCAAGUGGAGCCUUUCUUUAAUUCAGACAAGGGGUCUUUUAUUCCUGACAGCUACAGAAAAAUCAAAGACACAUCAGUAAAUUUUACUCUAGUAAGUUUCUCUAAGGUGAUGCAGAGAUUCCAGAAGUAUCAUGCGACACUGUGCAAGACCACCAACUCAAACUGUAAGGGAACUAAAGACCAGAUAGAUGGGGCAAGGCUGUGUAUAACUGCACUGGGGACAACCAUUGGUACACUCAACACAGAAUGUGUUACCAAGGCCUGCCAAGUGUCCAAAGGUACACCCAAAGGAGAGGAGCCAGAUCAGAGAGGUUCAAAUUCAUCUGCUUUGCAUCCACCUCAAAAGCCGGACCCAUUUACCACUCUAGGAAGCACAGAUGACCUUGGCUCAUCAUGGCAGAACUUAUCUUUGAGUAGGUCAGGGUCAUCUUGGCCCAGCAGCAGUGGCUACACAGGAAGUAGUGCCAUUGAGGGUGGAAUAAAUGCAAGGAAUCAGAGCUGUCUGACCACUGAGGUUGAUGAUGACAGGUCAGACAGCAUGCUACAAUUCACUGAUAAAAACAAGAAGCAAGACUUGCAUGGCUGUAACUCUGCUGUCACUUCCCAUACAGUCCCCAGAUCUGAAGUACCUGCCACUUCCUCUUCUAACGUGAGUAGUGAUUCAGAAAAGUUUGAAGUGAUACAAGCUGGAAUAGAGACACUUGGCACUGAGGAAGAUUGGAUGACUGAUGCUGCUGGUGUGACACAGAAACCAUCGCUAGCUGAAGGAGCACCACAAUCCUUAUCGCAGCUGACUCUCAGAACAUCCUCCAGCUCCCUCAGUGACAGUUUCAGUUCCCAGUCAUCAUGGGAGAAAAUCUCAGCUGACCUGAACUUCCCCACAAACAGAAAACCUCAGCCAUCCAGCCUAUCAAAAGCAGGAACUGGCCAAAGCAGCAAGUCGCCAGAGUCCGAUGGGAGCUUCUUCCUCUUGGAAACACUUGAGUCUGAAACCAGUGAUUCAGGUCAUGAUCCCAAGUACAAAAACAACACAUCUGGAUGGGAAUUCAGAGCCUCAUCCAAGCCACAACCCGUGGAGAGCCUUAAUGUUGACCCAAAUGUGGACACUGAGAUUGACUCUGUAUCUGUAAAACAUACUACCAAGAGCUCUUUAGCAACCCCACACCCAAACCUUUCCCAGUGUGCCUCCACUGAAAUUUCCACAGACUGUUCAUUUGAGAUGCUUGAGCAGAAUCAAAGUGAACAGCAACGCAGUGACACAUCUUCUACAGAAAAAGUGAAUGUCCCUCAGAGAAAGAAUCCCUUGUGCUACAGCUGCCUAAAGCACUGCUCUGUAGGUAGGGUUGUCUCUAAGAGACAGUAUUUGUUGUCACAGAAGGAUUACCAAGCCCUGCUGGCUGGAGUUUGCCAUGAAUGUCUGCUGGAGAGGUUGCACAGUGACAAGACGCAAUUCAAACUCAAGGAACACCGAACUGUCUAUAGUGCACUUCAUUUAAAAUUCUCCAGAGCAAAUGAACUCUGGACAGCCAGGGAGACCUGUGUUUACAUCGGAGAGCCAAUGGGGAUGCAGGGCAAGCAGAGAACAGCAAUAUGGGUACAGUUUUUACACCAGGAAGAAAGGUUAAGCAGUUAUGUGGGGAAGGAUUACUUGAAGCCAAAGCAGAUCCAGUUUCACCUAAAAGAUGUGGAGAGACAGAUGACAGCCCAGUACUAUGUGACUGAAUUCAAUAAGAGUCUCUACGACAAAGAUGUGAUGGCUCAGAUCUUCUUCAUUCCCUCAGAAGCACUGUUGAUUCUAAAUGGAAAUGAAAUUGUGGGCUGUGUAACAGUGGAGCCCUACAUGCUCGGAGACUUUGUGAAACUGACCAACAACACCGGAAAGAAGGACAAGCGUUUCCAGGCUACAGAAUAUGGCAUUGCAUUUGGACACUUCACCUACUUGUUCUCUGAUUACCAGGAAGUUGUUGUAGACCUGCAAGGAUGGAUUACAGCCAAUGGAAAAGGGCUGACCUACCUCACUGACCCCCAGAUCCACUCAAUCAAGACCCCAAGAGGCCCCUCCAACUUUGCUGCCAGAGGCCUCAGACACUUCCUGGAAGAGCAACAUGGACCCGAGUGCAAUGGCAUUUGCCAGCUUCUCAAACUACCUCCAGUGGUCAGACAACCACAUGUUCUUCCUCAGGAACUUUGAGAAGUUGCAGAUAUUGAGCGUUUAUAUUCCCAAUUAAGUGAAAAAUUAAUGUUUUUAGCUUAUAAAAUAUUUAAAAAAAAUGCCUUUGAUGCAAGUUUCUGAAAUUUAAAGGUUUACCUAAUUUAGCCUAGAUGUUACAGUUACAAACAAUGUAUUGUAUUUUUCAUGGUAUUUUCUAUCUACAACUGAUAUACAGUAAACAAUGUAUUUUCAGCUACCUAAUCCUGGUAACCGUAGACGCACUACAUCAGGGGCUUGUAGGUACCUCUGGCAGUUUUCAUUUUGUUUUAAUAGCCAUAGCAGUAAGGGUUUUGAGUUUUACAUUUUAAAUCUGCAAAAUGAAGGGGGUUUGUUAACUGGAUCAAUUUUUCUACAGUACUGAAAGAAUACAGAGUUUACAAAUAGGGGAUGGGGUGAGGGAAAUGACUCCGAAAAGUAAAGGUAAAAUCAACUAAAUUCUAUUUGUGUUGCUACAUCUUUCUACUGUAAACUUGGGUGUUAUUUAAAAUUAUGUGGUUUGUUUGUUUUUUUUUGUAGAAUAGGGAUUAUUUUCCCCAGAAAGAAACAUUUUGUGAUAUAGCCACCAAAUUAAUUGUAUUAUAUUAUUUCUAUUUGAGUAUUUACUGUCUGUUGUAGGUUAGUGUGACACUGCAGUCGCAACCACACAUUCCAGUUUUUUACAAUUGGUAACCCACAUUUUUCCAUACCGAGUUCAUCUUUUCAAAACUGUUGAGACAGUUCACUUGAGCGACGUGCAACUCAGCUCGACAUUUAAUCUCACAUCCAAAAUGCAGUAAUGCCACCAAAACACUUUGUAAGCAUCAUACACUUUCCACUUCUGUUAGGAAAGUCUUUCAUAGAGGUCGUCAAAGGAUAAAAAAUAGGCACAUAGUUUUGUAUGUCCCAAAUAGGAGUUUAUAUUUUUAUUUAUUUUUAGAUGAAGACGUAGCAGAAUAUAGCAAAUGUCAGUCUAAUUUACAAUAAUUUUGUGCAAUGUUAUAGGACUUAAAUUUAACAGUUUUUAGAGAUAGUGUGUAAACCUGUUAGAAAGGGUGUGUAAAUACACAGAGUUUUGAUGGUUGAGUUUGAGUGAGAAAACAGUCGAUGAAUUUCUAAAAAUGCGGCCCUCCAAUGCAUUUUGUGUCAAAGUGAUGAAAAGGGAUCCACGGUUUACUGCACAGUGACUGCUGCUGUGCCGACUGUGUGAAGAGUUUUGAAGAAGUAAAC
Xiphias gladius (swordfish) is the source of this 5166-nucleotide messenger RNA. RefSeq names its product alpha-kinase 1 (gene alpk1). The transcript is spliced from 14 exons. NCBI's taxonomy places the organism in Eukaryota, Metazoa, Chordata, Actinopteri, Istiophoriformes, Xiphiidae. The coding region runs from base 490 to 3939 and encodes 1149 amino acids. Gene Ontology annotation, molecular function: protein serine/threonine kinase activity; ATP binding. The record is from RefSeq and is a predicted model, not a curated record. Gene Ontology annotation, biological process: protein phosphorylation.